CUUCACAAAGAGAUAUCUUCCAAACCCUUUUUGUGUUGGAUGAUAUAUAUAAUUUUUUUCUCACUAUUUUGCACUGUAUAUAACCUGUUUUGACCAUAGUAUGUGUAAAGGCCAAAAACGCCUAUGACCAUAACUGCUGCUUGUGUUGAAUUGUCAAAAAUAAAACUAUUCAGUCUUAUUUUUUUCUAUUGAAUGUUUAUCCUAGCAAGUUAAGUAAAUAUUAUCAAGCUUCAAAACUGUUGGUCGAGCACGUUUGGUUGUCAGUGGGGCAUCAACAUUACAAAUUUUGAAAAAAGAUUUUGGGAUUUUUUUGUCUUUUUGGGUCCAAAAUGUGGAUUAAAAUUGGUCAGUGAAGAAAACAAACUGUUUGGACAUGAAGUUCAAGGUAUCCUGAAAAAAGGGACCCAACUUGGCCAUUGUGAACAAUUUUUUCUUUGAAAUAUAAAGGCAACAUCAGAGGCAUGCAAAUUCGGCCAAAAUAGGCUUAGGUGUUAAAGGGUUAAGUAUCAAAACUCACAAACGUCAAAUAAAGCAAACUGUGGUAAACAAAAUAGAAUAUAAAUUAAACAAUUGCCAGAUUGGGGGCCCCCUAGUGGUCAGAAGCCCUAAGCAGCUGCAUAGUCUGCGUAUCGGCUGGGCCGGCCCUGAUUGGACGUAUAUAUCCGUCAAAGAGAGCCUAAACAUGUCUUAAAUUUUUUUUUUUUUUUUUGCAUGCGUGCGACCUCCGACUGGGUCAUCGCUUUCCAAGCGCCCCCCCUUCUCCCUUUUUCCCAGCUUCCCCGCUAUAUGCCGCAUGUCCUCUUAUCUUACCAGCGGAAUGCAAGGCAACAGCUGUGCGAGGGGGGAGGCGGCGUGGCGUUUGACUGGCUGAAUCCCCCCUGGUAGACCCCCACGGCAGAAACAGCAGCAGCAGCGGCAGCAGCCAACCCCCUCCUCCCUCUUUCCCUCCCUCUCUUUGGAAGCGACAUUCCGGGCUCCUGAAAGGCAACUUAAAAGUGAAGCAGACGCACACGAGAGAGCGACUCGGCGGGGAAAGGAGUGGGAGAGAGAGAGGGAGAGAGAGAGAGAGAGAGGGAGGGAGGAGGAGAGCACAAAGAGAAGGAAAGUGGAGCAGGGGAGGGGAACCGGAGGCUGGCGAGGGAAAGACAAAAGAAGGAGCGAUCGGCGGCGGGCUCCGGGCGAAGGGGGGACCGCAGCAAAUGGCCACGGAGGAGACGGCGGGGGGAGCCAGGAAAGCCACCAAGAGCAAACUCUUUGAGUUCCUGGUCCAUGGAGUGCGUCCCGGCAUGCCAUCUGGGGCGAGGAUGCCCCACCAGGGAGCGCCCAUGGGCCCCCCCGGCCCGCCGUACGGAGGCAACCCGGCGGUGCGCCCCGGCCUGCCCUCGCCGGUGAUGGAGGCCGGCCGCAAGAGACCCGCGCCGUCCCAGCAGGUCCAACAGCAGCAGCAGCAGCAACAACAGCAGCAGGCCGUCCAGAACCGGGCCAGAAAGAAGCCGCUGGGAUUCCCGGGAGCCGGCGAGAUGGCGGCGAGGCCCGUGGACAUGAGAGAGCCGCAAUCAGAUCCCUCGCUCGGAUCCAAUGCAAAGAGGAGGAAAAUGGCAGACAAGAUCCUUCCGCAAAGGAUCCGUGAACUUGUACCCGAGUCUCAAGCCUACAUGGACCUUCUCGCUUUCGAGCGCAAGCUGGACCAGACCAUCAUGCGCAAGCGCGUGGACAUCCAGGAGGCCCUCAAAAGACCCAUGAAGCAGCAGAAGCGUAAACUGAGGCUGUACAUCUCCAACACCUUCAAUCCGGCUCGACCCGACGCCGACGACUCUGACGGCAGCAUCGCGUCGUGGGAGCUGCGGGUGGAGGGGAAACUUUUGGACGACCCGGGCAAGCAGAAGAAGAAGUUCUCCUCGUUUUUCAAGAGUCUGGUGAUCGAGCUGGAUAAAGAUCUCUAUGGACCUGACAACCACCUGGUGGAGUGGCACCGCACAGCCACCACGCAGGAAACUGACGGCUUCCAGGUGAAGCGACCUGGCGACGUCAGCGUGCGCUGUACGCUGCUGCUCAUGCUAGACUACCAGCCCCCCCAGUUCAAGCUGGACCCCCGCUUGGCGCGCCUGCUGGGCAUCCACACGCAGACGCGCUCGUGCAUCAUCCAGGCGCUGUGGCAGUACGUCAAGACCAACAAGCUGCAGGACUCCCACGACAAGGAGUACAUUAACUGUGACAAGUACUUUCAGCAGAUCUUCGACUGCCCCCGCCUCAAGUUCUCCGAGAUCCCCCAACGCCUCACCAACCUGCUGCUGCCUCCCGACCCAAUCGUCAUCAACCACGUCAUCAGCGUGGACCCCAACGACCAGAAGAAAACGGCCUGCUACGACAUUGACGUGGAGGUGGAGGACCCUCUGAAAAGCCAGAUGAGCAGCUUCCUGUUAUCCACCGCCAACCAGCAAGAAAUCGCCACGCUGGACAACAAGAUUCACGAGACCAUCGAGUCCAUCAACCAGCUGAAGAUCCAGAGGGACUUUAUGCUUAGCUUCUCUCGGGAUCCCAAAGGCUACAUCCAGGACUGGCUCAAGUCACAGAGCAGAGACCUCAAGUUGAUGACGGACGUAGUGGGCAACCCUGAAGAGGAGCGCAGAGCGGCCUUCUACCACGAGCCCUGGUCCCAAGAGGCCGUUAGCCGUUAUUUCUACUGUAAAAUCCAGCAGAGGCGACAAGAACUGGAGCAGGCUUUGGCGGUCCGCAACACUUAAGACAUCAAAAUGUGUGCAAGACGACCUCCGCCAAGGUCGUGUAGCGAAAUAACCAAAAUAUUAGGAGCUCGUUGACUGCCGCUGAAAGAUGAGCUGGUCCUCCCAGACGAAAUUUUAUUAACACACACACAAAAAACGACUUUUUUUUUUCUAAAACGACACCUUGGCGGAGGUAAAAAGGGAAUAUCUCAAAGGUUACACCAGCAACGUCAUCGAUUGACACAAGCUCAAUUUGAGUUUUUACUUUCGUAAUCAGAAGGCUUCCAAAGUGCGGCGUUUGUCGCCAACGUGGAGUCCCGCGUCAGUGUUAUGCAAAAUUGGAGCAUCGAUCCUUCUCGACGCCAAAGUGUAGAAAUCGAGGGACAAUAUCUUAUUGUUAUCGCACCAGAAAAUCAAAACAAGUUUACUCUUUUGUUAUCAUGAUUUAUUUCACGUUAGAACAUGGUAAGUUCAUGUUACGGCAUGAUGAAUUUAACGUUAAAAUAUGGGAAGUAGAGGUUCAACAAUUAAUCGACAACUAUUUUGAUAACCAAUUAAUCGUUUAGGAUCGUUUUCACCUUAAACUUACUCUAAAUUCUUGAAAUUAUAAUAUACUGUACAUAUAGCUUCUCCAGUGUAAAUAUUAUCAAAAUUUUUCAUUAUUUUUCUGUUUAAGUCAAAGUAGGACAUGAACCAAAAUUUGUAGGGCUGCAGCUAUCAAACUACUUCGAAUAAUCGAGUAAUCGGAUAAGGAACAUGAAAAAUUAAAAUACCUGAGUUGAGCCUCAAACGGUAUGAAAAAUAAAUAAAUAAAUGAAGAUCUAUUCUAUGUACAACAAAAGACAAUUGGCUAACUUUCAUAGCAAAAGUCUGCUAGCUUAAAUGCUAAAAAAUGCUAACUUUUUUUUCUUACAAGGCUCUUAACAAAUGGUUCAGACACAUAUUCCCGCAAACAACUGCUGAAUAUACUUAUAAACUUAAUUACGGAUACAUUAAAAAACAAACAUUAGCUCAAACAAAAACUUUGCUUAUGUUGGUCUUAACAGGGAGCAUCUGGAUUCACCCAUGUGAAAUGAGGCAGACCAGAUGUCAGUGUAUCCAUCUAAAUAAACAAAACUUACAUGCAAACACUUUCAAAAUAAACCUUUACAACGCCACUUUAAUUAAACGCAUACUCGAAGCAACAACGUUUAAUUCGAAUCUUUUUUUCUAAUCGAAUACUCGAGUUAAUCCAUUAAUCGUUGCAGCACUAAAAAUCUGCUUUUACUUUGGAAAACAACAAUUCACAUUUUUGCCGAUUUUCGGACAUCUUACUGUCUAAACUAGGUUCUUAAUAAGGCUGCAACAACUAAUCGAUUCAAUCGAUUAAUAAACUAGUUGCAAACAAAUUUGAUCGAUACAGUUGUAGACUACAGUUAAGUCAGGAAGUUGUCAUAAAAUAUUAUUUUUGAAGGAAAUAGUCAUCCAUUUUGUCUUCAGUGUUACUUGCAACAUGUCUAAAACAACUUCAAGGUAAAUUGUUAAGGUAAUUAAAAAGUGUUAUUUAUCCGAUUUAUUCUUUAAUUAAUUGUCCAAUUAAUCGAUUAUGAAAAUAAUUGUUAGCUGCAGCCCUAAUGGGAAGAGGAAUUACUUUAUCACUCGUAGACAUCGUUCAUUCGCUGCUAUCCCUCCGACUUCUAACGGAUUGGACGUCUAUGAUUGUCAGUGGCAGACGAUGCUAGGCAAUUUUGGGGCAUUUCACAUCAUUUCCUGUUGAUUUAGGGUCAUUUCUUUUUCCUCUUGGGGCAUUUACAGUUCACUUCCUGUUGAUUUUGCGUCACUUCCUUUUCAUGUUGGGACAUUUACAGGUAACUUUCUGUUGAUUUUGGGACAUUUACAGGUCACUUACUGUUGCUUUUGGGUUACUGAAAAGGAAGUGACUCAAGAAUUGUCCGUACAUGAAUAGGAAGUAGUGCGGCAACGAUUAACUCAAGUAAUUUGAUUAGAAAAAAGAUUCGAAGUAAAUUUUGCUGCUUCGAGUAUUCGUUUAAUUAAAGUAGCGUUGAAAUAGUUUGUUUUGACGCAUUAAGUAUAACACCAUUUACUAUUUAGUUUUAUUGAUUUGGGUGAAUACACUGCCCCCUAGUGGCAACAGUGAAUAUGAUAUAACUAAUUUCACAUGGCUGAAUCCAGCUGCUCCUUGUUAAGACCAAUUAUGAUAUAACUAAUUCCACAUGGCUGAAUCCAGCUGCUCCCUGUUAAGACCAACAUAAGCUAAGUUUUUGUUUGAGCUAAAGUUGUUUUUUUUAUACAUUCGCAUUUUUGCGGGAACAUGUGUUUGAACCAUUUGUUUAGAGCAUUGUAAAAAAAAAAAAAAAAUUAUAGCAAAUAAGCUAGCUGACUUUUGCUAUCUAAGUUAGCCAAUUGUUCUUUUGUUGUACUUAAAUCCCCAUUUAUUUGGUUUUCUAUCCGAUUACUCAGUUAUUCAAAUUACCUAGUUCAUCGAUUAAUCGACUACGAAAAUAAUCGAUAGCUGCAUCCCUAAUAGGAAGUGACUCAAAAUCAACAGGAAGUAACCUGUAAAUGCCUUAAAAUGAACAGGAAAUGACCUGUUAAGACUGGCUGUGAAUGCUCUGGUUACAGUGCCAUUGACGGUGCUCGUCGUCCAACUAUUCUAUGGCUGUCAGUGGCAGCCAAUGCCAAGCAACGAGCACAUUUUGGGGCAUUUACAGGUCACUUCCUGUUGAUUUGAGUUUACUGAAAAGGAAGUGACUUAAUAAUGUCCCCGAAUGAAUAGGAAGUGACUCAAAAACAACAGGAAGUAACCUGUAAAUGCCCACAAGAGACUGGCUGUGAAUGUUCUGGUCUCAAUGGCAUUGACGGCGCGAGACAUCCAAUCCAGUCAAAAUUAAUUGGACAUCUAAUGUCGUCAAUGGCAGCCAGUGAGCUAAUGUAGACGCCAUUCAAAUUGACUUUUUUUUUUUUUUUUUGAACCAGUGACAUGCUUUUAAAACAAUAUAUCGAUUGCUGGUGGGAGUAUAUCGAUAACCUUUUAGGCUACAAAGUAUCGCCAUAUAUCGCCAUUUCAAUAUAUUGUCACACCCCUUAAUGUUACGUGACAAAAAUUCCAUUCCGACAAAUUGUACGUCAAAACAUGAUGAAUUUCCCGUUUUAUGUGGGACAAUCAAAUUUUAGAGUUUUAACGAAUACAAACUUAAUCACAUAACAAAUUAAUAAACUUUUGUUUUUUCUGGUGUCGUAAUUUCUGUCAAAAUGUUCAAAACAAGCUGGAGUUUUUUUUUUUUUUUUUACUUCAGUGAGAAUUGCUAACAUGCUAACAGUCAAUAUGCUAACCUAUAGCAAGCUGUGUGUGUUUGCGUGUGUACUUAUGUGAAUGUAAAUAUGUGUACGUUUGAAGGCUUUUUUGAACGUGAAAUACUUUUCAUGAACUCAACAUUUUUUUAGGGGAAGGAUGACACUUGCCUUGUAUGUAAACGUGGGCGUUUCCCAUGAAGGUUGCUGUCGGAACGUGGCUGACGUUCCUUUUUUUUUUUUUUUUGCACUGUGCUAUAAAUUGCCCGCCUUCUCUCGUUCGCAGGCGACACGUCACUCUCACUCUUCUUCACUUUGGCCUAUGCAUGCUCUGUGAAUCAAACACUAGUUGUAAAUAUAUAUAAAUACAUGCAUACAGUAUGGGCGCUUGACAUGCUUGGUCAACAUGUGUUAAGAGUUAGAGGGCCAGACUCAAAAGAAAAUGAGAACUUAAUCAUUUGACUUAGUAAAGUUGCAUUUUUAUCACAAGUAAAAAUGUGUCUUUUCUAAGAAAAAUAUGAAUAAGAAUAAUAAUUAAAAACUGCAUUUUUCCCAUUGAUUGUGGAGGGGAAAAAAAGUAGUUCGACUAAACUGUUGCAUUUUACUUGGAAAAAUACAACUUCAGUCCUUAAAAUAUGACUUCAUGAAUUACAAUUACGACUUUUUAUAUUCCAAAAUAAUAAAUUGUAUUUCUUACUUUUUUUGCUAGGAAAAAUUAAGUUUUACUCUUGAAAAGUUUUUGUCCUUUUUUAUAGCUAGCAAAACAACAAGUUUCACGCUAGCGUAGCAACUUAGCUUAGUCAAAAUUGGACUCCCUUUCCCCAAAACUAAAUCAAAUUAAGGUUGUUUUCGUUUUAGUUUGGCCCUCUCACUUCUUCUAAAACAGACAAACAAUGCCUUUUGUACUUUUUUGCCAAAAAAUAACAUAACGAGCAACCAGCAAAUCUGUUUAGCGAUGUUUUUUCUUACCUAGGUCAAUUUAGAAUCGAAGCAUUAAUAACAAUAACCAUUAGUCGUCUUGUAGCUAAUUUUCCUCUUGUUGAUAGUCAUUCAGCUGCUAUGUAGCGCCCUCGUGUGGCGCGGAGGAGACUUGCAGCGUCCCCUGACAAAACGUUCUCAAACGUGUCCGCUCGCUCUUGCAUGUUUUUUGUUUUCUGAGCGAGGCUGCUCUUCACUUGUGUUUGAAAAAUGUAAAAUUACUUGAUAUUAAAAAUAAAAUUUGAAAAAAAAAGAGGAGCAAAAGGGACAACAGCUGUGACCCUGUGUGACGGACUGGAUGUAAAUAAAGAAGCGCUUGCCAAAGUUUGUAAAUGCCAUAACGUGUUAGUCUUCUUUUUUGUCUGUUUUCCUCGUUAAGAUAUUAUUUUUAAGUGUGUCCAAAUCUUGAGGAGCUUUCUAAAAAAUGUCAAAAGUAGCGGCGACGUUCUCAAUUUUGAAAGUUCACUUCCUUGUUUUACAUUGAAAAGCGGAAGUGACGUAGCGAAAAUGAGUUGCUGUCAUGGUUACGCACACAAGUUAGCAUUGUUUAACAACUGCACAUGUCGAAUGUCACAUUUUCCGCCGAUUAAAAGCCCCCUUUCAUAAAAAUGCAGUGAAGUGAACCUUUCAGUUUUGUUUUAGGAAGGCUGACGCCAUCUCGUAGGUUGGAGUGGAGAGGGGAAGCUAAUAUUUAUUUUUGUGAGCAAGAAUGUCAAGACUCAUGCAUUUUCCAUUGUAACAGUACAUUACUGAAUCAGUGUUAGG
Molecule: messenger RNA, 7757 nt
Organism: Corythoichthys intestinalis (scribbled pipefish)
Lineage: Eukaryota; Metazoa; Chordata; Actinopteri; Syngnathiformes; Syngnathidae
Gene: smarcd3b
Product: SWI/SNF related, matrix associated, actin dependent regulator of chromatin, subfamily d, member 3b
Exons: 14
Coding region: 1200-2744 (514 amino acids)
Biological process (GO): regulation of transcription by RNA polymerase II
Cellular component (GO): SWI/SNF complex; nucleus
Molecular function (GO): transcription coregulator activity
Source: RefSeq, a predicted model, not a curated record